This is a messenger RNA of Myzus persicae (green peach aphid), 4527 nucleotides long. RefSeq names its product very-long-chain 3-oxoacyl-CoA reductase-like. NCBI's taxonomy places the organism in Eukaryota, Metazoa, Arthropoda, Insecta, Hemiptera, Aphididae. The transcript is spliced from 3 exons. Gene Ontology annotation, cellular component: endoplasmic reticulum. Bases 284 to 2467 code for a protein of 727 amino acids. The record is from RefSeq and is a predicted model, not a curated record. Gene Ontology annotation, molecular function: oxidoreductase activity.
UCGUGCUCCGCCUCACCCGGGCCGCCAUGCGGUUCGCGUACCGGCACGUGUUCGGCCCGUCGGCCCUGUGCCGGGGCACCGUCGAUUUCGUCAAGUGUGGCAAGUGGGCCGGUAUAGACCGAUUAACUGAUGACCAAACGCUGACUAUAUACGAUUAUUGUACAUAUCGCAGGCAGUGUAAUAGAAAUUCACCACGACACUAAGUCGGCAUCGAAUUUUAAGUGUGGAUUACGCAACUAUAAAGUAUUAUAUGUUUGUUGCAAUUUAAAUUUUAGAUUUUAAUAUGGACGAUAACUUAAUUAGUAAUGACGACGAAUGCAGUAAGUCGCAAGUAAAUUCAGAAAAAACGAUUCCACCGGUCGUGUCACCACAGCAUUUAAGUACACCUGGGGAAAUUGACCAAGCACCGCCGAAGUCUCCAAUAUCUUCAGUCGCCAUAAGUGAUGGUAACAUAAGUAAUGGUGAUGUUAUUAUCUUAAGCUCAGGCGGUGAAGACAAUGAAGACAAUGCACGCGAUGAAGACGAUGUACACGAUACAGACGAUGAAGACGAUGUACGUGAUGAAGACGAUGUACAUGAUGAAGACGAUGUACAUGAUGAAGACGAUGUACAUGAUGAAAAUGAUGAAGACGAUGUACGCGAUGAAGACGAUGAAGAUGAUGAAUACAAUGCAGACUCUGAAGAUGAUGAAAUUAAUAACGAAGAAUUGAACCGGUAUAAACGUCGCUUAAAUUAUAAAACGAAGCGAUACAUCAAUAUUCUUUAUGAUCAUACUGAUGAUUUUUCCGAAAUGCAAAUAUUGUUUUUAAAGAGAAAAAAAGAACAAUUGAAUAGUCAACGUAAAAACAUGGGAAAAGUAGACUCGGUCCACCAGGUGCUAAAAAAACGACAUAUGCAUGAAGAACGUGAUAUACGUGGGCUACAGUCGUUGCGGAGACGGUAUCUUGAGGCCAUACGAUCUGCGUAUGAGCUAGUGUCGAUGUGUUUCGUUGACGACGCCAAAAAUCUUUACUCAGAUACCAACUCUGAGUUUAUGCGAUGGGCGAACACUAUAAUUACAAAAGACAAUUAUAUCAAAGUAAUUCAAGGGCCAGACGGUGAAAUACAGACAAAUUAUUUGGACGAAAUAAUUCAAGAAUUGGACUUUACAGAUACAGAACCGUCUUCGAGUGACUCCGAGUCACCCUCAACUUUAUCACCUGAUAACAAUCGCUGCAAAGACUGUUAUCAACGUGAUGAAAAUCCCAACGAUAACAGUCAAAGGAUGAUUCGUAUUGGUAACAAUACGUAUUCGUAUCACCAAUAUGUAAGGCGUUUGCAGCGGUUGAACCGACGUCAACAGCUACGAAAUCGUUUUAAGGUUAACUAUCCCCAAUUAUAUAACGAUGAUGGUAAAUUUCUAAAAUCGUCACAAUCGGGACAUUCUAGGGAAGUAUAUGGUAGUAGCCCAAUUCGCCAAUUAACAUCUAUAACUACUGAGCUUCGAUUUAUUAAACCACUUUUGCCCUACGUUCAUAGCAUAAUUAAGAAAUGUAAGGUUCCACUUGCUCGAGUCGACCCGAGUCAACAGAAACCAGGCUUAUCGGCUGGGCAAGACGACGUGGAUGUGCAACAACCAAAUCAAUCCUCGUCAGAAGUCAUUGUUCUUUCCUCCGGAUCUGAUGAUUCAGACGCUUGUAUUAUCGAAUACCACCCACCCCGCCGAAAAAAAAACAGAUUGUCUUCAAAGACUGCGAAAUCGCCUCACACAACCACGAUCAACUCAUUGACUCCGCGUGUAGUUCUGGUUAAUAAUCGUAGUCGCAAUCAAGCCCGUGACAACCACCGGUCGCCUCGACCUUGUUCAUCGUCGCCGCCAAGCGGUCACCAGAGCGACAUUUGCCAAAAAGAGGUGAUGGAGAGUAUUUCGAGAUCACAGCCGUCUGUGCCGACGUCGCCCACUCGGCCACUAGUUCCCACAACCCCUCGUCCAUCUUCGCCGCAGCUGCCGCAUUCACCCCCUAUCACUACCAGUCCCACCAAUAAUAUUAGCGUUAGUACCGUCACUACAACUGAAGCGAACUCCGGGCAACCUAAUUUGAGACUGUCACCACCAGAAGCGCUCGGAUCGACCCUGCAGCGGGCGCUAGAUGACGAUUGCGCUACCGCUACACUUUCGUCGACCGCGCUCGAGCUUUCCGGACAGUGGCAGAGUUCCGACCACACCGUCAACACUCGUGUGGCUGACGAUCGGACUUUCCAGACAACCGCUACAUCUACCACUGCAGUCGACGCCGCCGCCGCCGCCGCCGACGACUCGAUGUCGACCGGUGAUGAGUUGUCAACCAUCGCUGUAGGCGGUGGCGGCCUCGCAAGGAAUCCGGCGACAAAGCGACACCGGUCCCGAGAUAGGAGCAAUUCGCCUUUGAACGCGCAAAAGCUAAAACCGUCAUCUUCGGAUAUCGAAAAUCAGCCCAACAAGCAAUAGCAGACGGGAAUAUGUCAACGAAAAUCAACUGUAAAUAUUAAACAAUGUGUAUUUUAAUCAUCAGAAAUGUAUAUGUGUGUUAGAUAUAGUUUUGUUUAUUUUUUUUUUUUUUUGUAAUGUAUGGAGAGAGAGAACGCAUCGUUUUUCUCGAGACUUAACGGAGUAGAAUAUUAUGCCCGUGUACGUACUAUUUAUCAUCAGUUCGAUUCGCUUGAUUUUAAUAUUUAUUUUCUAGAAUAGAAAAAAAUUUAAUUAAAAAAAAUAUCAUGCUUAUUUAUGAAUUAGUUACAAUUACCAUAUAGUGCUUCCAUCCACAGAUUCGGCGUUCUUCCGUCAAAAUUAUCGCAACAGACUCUAAAAUAAGUAAAAAAUGUGGGGCGCACUGAGGAUUCAAUUUUAAAUUCGGUAGAAUUAUUAUUUAUUAAUAAUCGCUAUAAUUGGCCUAAGAACGUCGGUAAUUUGUUAAAAGUGAUUUUGUUAUAUAUUGAUUUAUUUUUGGGAAGUCGGUGACAAAAAAAAAUUAAACCUUUUUAAAAUUGUAUUACAAAGGUUGAAAAAAAAACUACCUGAAAAUGUGAAAAUUCUAUGGAAUUGUUGACAAGAAAAUUAAUUUCUAACUAACUAUAAAUUUUUUUAAAUUUCAUAAGUAGUUUAAAUAAUGUACAAAUAUUUUAAUAAUAAUUAUUACUAACACAGCCGGUAAAAAAAAUAAAUCAUUGUUUAUAGUAGUAUAUAUAAAAUAAUAUUUAAUUUUUAAUAACUAUGCAAUAUUUGAUGAUGGUAGGUCUAAAAAUCGAAAAGCGCACCGACUUAGAAGUGUUUUAAGUUUUAUCGUUAUGUUUAUUGUUUAUAUAUUUUUAUUAAGGUUUGCAGUUAAAUUUUAAGAUUUUAAUGUUUAUUUUAAUUUUAAGAGGUGAGUACACUGUACAGCUGCCACUAUGUAAAUUAUAAGGUAUUCGUGCGGGACAACUGGCGUUGGAAAAUGGCCAGUGUCCAAGAUUCGCCUUUGUUACCCGUACAUCGUUAGGCUUAGUAAUCCGAAAGGCCGUGUUUACCAUUUAAUCAAAACAAUAGACUGGGUGGGUUUAUGGUGGCCGAGGUGGGAAUUAGUAUAUAAUGAUGUAAAUCGAAAGAUAGUUUAAACGGGUUCUACCGCCAUUAUAUGCCAUUUGGUAUUUUGGCAAACUUUUAUUGAAAAGCAUAUUUGAUGGACACAAGCGGUCGAGCGCCGGUUAUUUUGGCCGCUUAGCGUGCGUUGAGCCAGAGCUCCGGUCCAGACGUCACCGUGUUCUCGUAGUAAAUGUUCGUAAAAAUUGUUUAAAAAAAUUAAAAAAAUAUAAAAAUUCUAAAAAAAAUCGUAGAGUUAGUGUUUGUUUAUAUGUAUUAUUUAAACUUUUUCGAUUAGUUUUUAAGUUCAUUUUAUUUUACGUUGCGUAUGUGUUCAAUGCGCAACGUUUAAGUGUUUAUCGCCAGAACCUUACCAAGUAUUCAUACCAUUUGUUAUUUUGCAAAGGUGUAUGCACACAAUACUGGAUAUUAUCAAACACGAGCGGUCGCGCGUCGGUGUUAAUGUUCGCUUAGCGUGCCUUAAGCUUGCGCUUCGGUCCAGACAUCAUCGUGUUGUCGUGUCGAAUGUUCGUAAAAAAAAUGUAAAAAAAAAAAAAAUCAGAGGGAAUGUUUUGUAGAUAUUAUUUAAACUUUUUGAAUAGUUUUUAAGUUCGUUUUAUUUUACGUUGCGUGUUUCUAUAAUGCGCAACGUUUAAGAAUCAAUCGCCAGCACUUGCAGUAGUCACAAAAUAUUCAGUUAGACGUUAUAAUAACGUAAUCUAUAUUGUUUACAUUAUUGUCUAUAUUAUUUAUUUAAAACAACGAGUAUUUUAAUACUUUUAAAUUAUCUUUAUUAUGAUUAUAUAUUUAUAUGGCCCAUGAUGAGAUUGGAAGACGACGUACAGUUCUGAGGCAAUUCUUUAUUAUGUAUAGGUCAGACAUUUUAUUUGUUUUAUUACUCGUUUAGCCAUUCUUUAUAAUGGUAUGACGUUGCGUUACUAUAAUAAUAAGAA